This is a messenger RNA of Opisthorchis viverrini, 1845 nucleotides long. RefSeq lists its product as hypothetical. Gene Ontology annotation, biological process: monocarboxylic acid transport; transmembrane transport. The record is from RefSeq and is a predicted model, not a curated record. Gene Ontology annotation, molecular function: monocarboxylic acid transmembrane transporter activity. The transcript is spliced from 6 exons. NCBI's taxonomy places the organism in Eukaryota, Metazoa, Platyhelminthes, Trematoda, Opisthorchiida, Opisthorchiidae. Bases 1 to 1551 code for a protein of 516 amino acids.
AUGAGCGGAGAGGCAUCCUACAAAGACAAAGGAUGGGCUUGGGUCGUUGUGUUCGGCGCAUUUAUUUCCCACUUUCUCACCUGUGGUUUUGAGAAAGGAUAUGCUAUCCUCUAUGUUGAAAUCAUCAACAAAUACAACACUUCUGCUGCUAUGGCUGCGGGGAUCGGGGGACUGUCAGCUGCUAUCAGAUUGCUGUUUGCUCCAAUUUCGGUCACAUUAUCUAACAGGUUUAACGAACAGAUCGUAGUGAUAUGUGGGGCAAUAAUGUGUUUCGGCGGCCUACUUCUGUCUGCAGUAACCGAGGAAUUCAUUGGGGUGGCAAUCGGGUACGGAGUUAUAUUUGGUUUUGGACUAACUUUGGUAUACACUCCUUCACUGACAAUAUGCACGACCUAUUUCAGUAAGAGACGCGCUACUGCCAUCAGCUUAUCCCUCUCCGGCUGUGGUUUUGCUGCUCUGUCGAUACCAUACCUCAUAGUCUUCCUGAUAGACCGAUACGCGUACGACGGUGCAAUGUUAAUUCUCGCAGCAAUAAGCCUUCACUAUUCUGUCUCUGGAGCACUUUAUCGAGACGUCCCAGAUGACACUAAAGUGAUCAAAGCCAAGGUUUACCCGUCAGACUGCACAGGCGAUACGGUGCAUUUGAAAACUGGACUUAUGGAAAGGAUGCGAAAGCUUAUUCUUCAAUGCAUGCCGGUCGAUGCUUGCACAAAUAUUGGAAGGGAUCCCUGGAUUCUUCUGUUUUUGUUUUCUUUUUGCUUCAACAUGAUGGGUUCUGGACCUGUUACCACACUCCUCAUACAUCAUGCGGAAAAUCUGGGCUAUCGUCGGAUAUCGACAGUCCAGUUGCUGGCAAUUGAGGGAGUCGCGCAGAUCUUCGUUCGUGUUCUUACUGGGCUUGUGUUUGAUCAUGCUCGAAUCAAACCUCAUCGCGGCAUCAUUUGGGCUUGCACCAUUUCCUUCUCUUCACUUAUAAUAUUUCUUCUCGCCUUCGCGCACAGUUUGUGGGUCUUGUCUGUGCUCAUGUGUCUACGUGGGGUGUCGCUUGCCAUCUACAUCUCCCAACAGGCCGUGAUUGCAUCAGAUAUGUGUGAGCACGCGCCUGAAUCACUGAAACAAACCAUCGGAUUAACUCAAAUUGGAAAGGGCGUCGGUGUGUUCCUUGGAUCGUGGUUUUCCGGUGCUAUUCGAGACUAUACCACUCACUAUCGACCGGCAUUCUUGUUUCUGAGUUUGAUGCAGUUUAUCGGUUCAUUGACUGCUGGAGUGGCUGUACUAUAUGCUGGUCAUCCGACAUCGCGGUGUGGCCCUUGUUACAAAACCCGGUAUCGAGCUGUCUCCAAUUCUGAGUACAGUGUGAACACAGACCUCACGGAAUGUGGCAUCGAAGAGAAUAGGCACGACGAAUCUGCCCCGGUCGUUGGAAAGAAUGACCGAUCACGUGAUAUAAAUCUAACAGAGUCCAGAGCAAAUCUGUCAAGCUCCUCAAGUGUUAGGCGGAGUGGGCGCAUAAUCACUGUCGAGGAUGAAGAACCAAAACCUCCAGUAUAAAUAGACAAGUAUUUCGUUUCAUCAUUAGCAAUCACAACAAUGAAUCUGUCAAUCACAGUUUGUCCACAACAUCCUUUCGCAUAUGAUUUUCGGAGCAUCUGUACCAUAUUUUACCCUUCCUGAUAUUUUGCACCCUGCACCGUUUGUCGUGCUGUAUGAUCAGAGAUAAUUUGUUUCCAUUUUCCCACUUUUACUCCUCCAUCCACAAAAAUUUUGUUUUUACAUAUUUUGACGUCAGUUUUUUCGGCCGAACCCACAACCAGAUCAGUACGUCGAUUAUAUCAUGCAUGUGAU